AUGAGUAAAAUAGAAAAUAAAACUGAAAAACAUUCAGAGCAAAAAAGUAUAUCUAAAAAUUUAUCAAAUAUAAAUGAAAAUUCCAAAAAAAAAAGAAUAAAUGACUUAAAUGAGGAAAAUAAAAAAAAAGUCAAAAUAAAUAUAGGAAUUGAAGACAGUAAAUCAGAAUUUACAGUUGAAAAACAAAAUCAAAUUAAUAAUGAUUUUAAUCAUAAAAAAAAUAAUACAUUAAUAAAUAAUAGCAAUGAUAAUUUAAAUAAAAAUGAAAAGGAUAAUAAUAUAAGUACUGAUGAUAACAACAAAGAUAAUUAUAAGAAUAAAAGUAAAAAUGAACACAUUGAUAGUUAUGAUAAUGUAAAUUAUAAUAAUGUUAAUAAUAAUAAUGACAGUAACAAAGUUUGUAGUUAUAAUACUAAUAAUAAAAGUAAUAAGGAAUGUGAUAAAGAAAUAAUAGAUAAAAUUAACUCAGUGAAUGAAAUUAAAGAAAAGGAAAGUACUACAAAUAAAGAUAUACUUAUAAAUAAAUUAACAAAUAAAAGAUAUAGUACCAGAUAUUUUGAACUAUUAGAAGAAAAGAAAAAGUUACCAGCAUGGAGCGCUAAAAAGAAUUUCUUAAAAUUAUUUAAAAAAAAUGAUAUUUUAAUUAUUGUUGGUGAUACAGGAAGUGGAAAGACAACCCAGAUUUCUCAAUUUGUAUUAGAAUCUAAGUUUUCAGAAAAAAAGUCAAUAGCCGUAACACAACCAAGAAGGGUAGCAGCUAUGAGUGUAGCUACAAGGGUAUCCGAGGAGUUAGAUGUAGAACUAGGAACAUAUGUUGGAUAUACAAUUAGGUUUGAAGAUAGGUCUAGUAGUAAAACAAUAAUAAAAUAUUUAACAGAUGGAAUGCUAUUAAGGGAAUCAAUGAGUGAUCCGUUGUUGAAAAGAUAUAACACCAUAAUAUUAGAUGAGGCUCAUGAAAGAACUUUAGCUACAGAUAUUUUAUUUGGUGUUAUAAAAAAUAUUUUGGAAAAAAGAAAUGAUUUAAAAUUAAUAGUUAUGUCUGCAACAUUAGACGCAGAAAAAUUUCAAAAUUUUUUUAAUGGAUCAAAAAUUCUUAACAUACCAGGUAGAUUGUUUCCUGUAGAAAUAUUUUAUACCCUUCAAGCAGAGAAGGAUUAUAUAAAAGUUGUGAUAAGAACAGUUUAUGAUAUUCAUGUUAAUGAAGAAGAAGGAGACAUUUUAGUUUUUUUAACAGGUGAAGAAGAAAUAGAAAUGACAAAAAAAGAAAUUGAAAAGGUAGUAUCUAGAAAUGUAAAUGCAGGUCAAUUAGUUGUAUUACCCUUAUACUCCUCAUUACCUUCUUCACAACAACAAAAAAUUUUUGAACCAGCUCCAAAUCCUAGAUUUAAAGGAGAUAAAAUGGGGAGAAAGUGUAUACUGGCAACUAAUAUAGCUGAAACAUCUAUAACUAUUGAUGGAAUUGUUUAUGUUAUUGAUCCAGGAUUUUCUAAACAAAAAGUGUAUAACCCAAGAGCUAGAAUAGAAUCUUUAUUAAUUGCGCCCAUCUCAAAAGCCUCAGCUCAACAAAGAGCUGGAAGAGCAGGAAGAACAAAACCAGGAAAAUGCUUUCGAUUAUAUACGGAAAAAUGUUAUGAACAAACUUUACCUGAACAAACAUACCCAGAAAUUUUACGAUCUAACUUAGGGUCUGUCGUUUUAAAUUUAAAGAAAUUAGGAAUAGAUGAUUUAGUUCAUUUUGAUUUUAUGGAUCCACCAGCACCUGAAACUUUAAUGAGAGCUUUGGAACAGUUGAAUUAUUUAGGAGCAUUGGAUGAUGAAGGAGAUUUAACAAAUAAGGGACAUUUAAUGUCAGAAUUUCCAGUAGAUCCACAACUAGCAAAAGUAUUAAUUGAAUCUCCUAAUUAUUUUUGUUCUAGUGAAAUACUAAGUAUUGCUGCUAUGUUAUCUGUACCUAAUUGCUUUUUAAGACCAAAAAUAAAAGGUAAAGAGGCAGAUGAAAUGAAAACAAGAUUUUCUCACUUAGAUGGUGACCAUUUGACUUUACUCAAUGUAUUUCACUCUUAUGUAAAAUAUUCUUUAGUUGAUACGAAUUCAUCAAAAAAGUUCUGCUACGAAUAUUUUUUAAAUCAUAGAGCUAUGACAUCUGCCCAAAAUGUUAGAAAUCAAUUAUUAAGAAUUAUGGAAAGAUUAAAUUUAAAAAUUAUAUCCAUUAACCCUGCGAGCCCGGAAUAUUAUGUAAAUAUUAGAAAAGCAUUAUUAAGUGGAUUUUAUCAGCAAGUGGCCUAUAAAACGAGUAAAGGUUAUUAUAUAACUGUCAAGGAUAUUCAAAUAGUUACAUUACACCCUUCUACUUUUUUUCAAGUAAAUCCUGAAUGGGUUAUAUAUCAUGAACUUUUAUUAACAACUAAGAAUUUCAUAAGAACUGUAACUAAAAUAGAAGGAAAGUGGUUACUAGAAAUAGCUCACAGUUAUUAUGCUUUAGAAGAUCUUCAAAACAGCGAAGCAAAAAAUGAACUUAAAAUGUUGCUUAAAAAUAAGUAG
Molecule: messenger RNA, 2541 nt
Organism: Plasmodium gallinaceum
Lineage: Eukaryota; Apicomplexa; Aconoidasida; Haemosporida; Plasmodiidae
Product: pre-mRNA-splicing factor ATP-dependent RNA helicase PRP43, putative
Exons: 1
Coding region: 1-2541 (846 amino acids)
Cellular component (GO): intracellular anatomical structure
Molecular function (GO): RNA binding; ATP binding
Source: RefSeq, a predicted model, not a curated record